AUGUUCGCCAUGCAGCGCCUCGUAGUCUCUGCACUACUGAUUUUGACCGUGGUCUUCAUGUACAUGGCCCAGACGGCGGAAGCUGCCAAAGGCCCCAAGAUCACCCACAAGGUCUACUUCGAUGUCAGCCAUGGCGAUGAGCCCCUGGGUCGCAUUGUGAUGGGUCUCUAUGGCAAGACUGUCCCCAAGACCGCCGAGAACUUCCGAGCUCUGGCUACUGGCGAGAAGGGCUUUGGAUACGAGGAUUCCACCUUCCACCGUGUCAUCAAGAACUUCAUGAUCCAGGGAGGUGACUUCACCAGAGGUGAUGGCACUGGCGGGAAGUCAAUCUACGGCGCCAAGUUCCCCGACGAGAACUUCAAAUUGAAGCACUCCAAGAAGGGUCUCCUCAGCAUGGCCAACGCAGGAAAGGACACCAAUGGCUCUCAGUUCUUCAUCACCACCUCUAUUCCAAGCCAUCUUAACGGCAAGCACGUCGUAUUCGGCGAAGUCCUCGAAGGAUACGAUAUCGUGGAGAAGAUCGAGAACGUGCCAAAGCAGCCCGGAGACAAGCCCAUCACACCAGUCAGGAUCACAAAGAGCGGGGAACUGCCAGUGCCAGAAGAAGGUAUCCACGUGGACCUAUAA
Amorphotheca resinae ATCC 22711 is the source of this 627-nucleotide messenger RNA. RefSeq lists its product as hypothetical. Gene Ontology annotation, cellular component: fungal-type vacuole; endoplasmic reticulum. The transcript is spliced from 3 exons. Gene Ontology annotation, biological process: protein peptidyl-prolyl isomerization; protein folding. Lineage: Eukaryota; Fungi; Ascomycota; Leotiomycetes; Helotiales; Amorphothecaceae. Gene Ontology annotation, molecular function: peptidyl-prolyl cis-trans isomerase activity. The record is from RefSeq and is a predicted model, not a curated record. The coding region runs from base 1 to 627 and encodes 208 amino acids.